CUCGCCCAACCCCACAGCCAGCCAGCCAGACUGCAUCGCAUCUUGCAACUCGACACUCACCUCCAACCCCCACAGCACAACCUCGACCACAAUGGGCGCCCUCCUGUCCAUUCCAAUCUUCACGGGCGCAGGCGCAAUCGGCAGCUACCUAUGCUCGGGCUGCAUGGUCUUCAUGGGCGGCACGGCCGCGUCCGCCAUGUGCAAGUCGUGCAACUGCAACUCGUCGAUCGCGACGCGUGUAGGCUACGGCCUCAUCUUCGCUCUGUCGUCCAUGCUGGCGUACAUAUCCCGCACAGACAUUGCCAUUCGGCAACUGGAGAAGAUUAGCUGGGACUGGAUCAAGAUGGACUGCUCAGGCGGCAAGUGUUAUGGCCUACUGGCCGUCCACCGCUUCUGCUUCGCCCUCGCCCUCUUCCACCUCAUCCACAGCGUGCUUCUAAUCGGCGUCAAGUCGACAAAGGACAAGCGUGCCGCCAUUCAGAACGGAUGGUGGGGCCUCAAGCUUGUCGCCUACUUCCUCCUCGCGUUCAUCUCAUUCCUCAUCCCCAACGAGUUCUUCAUGGUCUACGGCUCGUACAUCGUCCCGAUCGGCGCGUUCGUCUUCAUUAUUAUCGGUCUCGUCCUCCUCGUCGACUUUGCCCACACGUGGUCCGAGACGUGCCUUGACAACUGGGAACGCACGGAUUCCAACAUGUGGCAGUUUAUUCUCGUCGGCUCGACCUUUGGAAUGUACGUUGCCUCGCUCACCGUCACGAUUGUACUCUACGUCUUCUUCGCCGGCUCGGGAUGCGGCCUCAACACGUUCUUCAUCACUGCCAACCUCCUCCUCUGCGUCAUUGUCACAAUCGUUGCCAUCUCUGGCCCCGUCCAGGAGGCCAACCCCCGCUCUGGCCUCACCCAGGCAAGCAUGGUCGCGGCGUACUGCACGUACCUUACUUCGUCGGCUGUGAUCAACCACACCGACGACUCGCACUGCAACCCUCUUCAGAAGGCGGCUGGCUCGACCAAGACGACGACGGUUAUCCUUGGUGCGCUCUUCACCUUUGUCGCCAUUGCCUACUCGACCUCGCGUGCCGCCACACAGUCCAAGGCGCUCGUUGGUAACCGCAAGUCCACUGGCCAGAUCGCGCUCGGCGACGACGCCGGCGAGGACGGAGAGGUUCGCCUCAUCACCAACCAGCCCAAGGGCCGCCGCGAUGAGAUGCGCUACCAGGCUAUCCUUGCCGCUGUCAACGCCGGUUCCCUCCCUGCCUCGGUUCUCGACGAGCCCGAGGACGACGACGACGACAUCGAGGCGACCAUCGGGGAGGAGCGCGACGACGAGCGUGCCGGCACCAAGUACAACUACUCGUGGUUCCACAUCAUCUUCCUCAUGGCGGCCAUGUACGUUGCUGGCCUGCUCACCGACUGGCGUAUUGUCUCCAAGACACCUCUCGAGCACCCCGACCCCGACUCGAGCCCCAACCGCUUCGCCAGCUUUGGCAUGUCUACCUUUGCCGAGCCCGAGGUCUACAUUGGCCGGUCCGAGGCGACCAUGUGGAUGCGUGUCGUCAGCAGCUGGAUCUGCUACGGCCUGUACGCUUGGAGCCUGCUGGCUCCUCUGGUCAUGCCUGACCGUUUCGGAGACGAUUAGGCGUGUGAGGCCCAACAUCAACACAAACCACAAACGAUUAGAAGUGUAUCUGCUAUGCAUUGUUACCCAU
This is a messenger RNA of Vanrija pseudolonga, 1703 nucleotides long. It is a transcript of the gene TMS1, whose product is annotated as Membrane protein TMS1. Lineage: Eukaryota; Fungi; Basidiomycota; Tremellomycetes; Trichosporonales; Trichosporonaceae. The record is from RefSeq and is a predicted model, not a curated record. The transcript is spliced from 4 exons. Gene Ontology annotation, cellular component: membrane. The coding region runs from base 92 to 1633 and encodes 513 amino acids.